This is a messenger RNA of Aphanomyces astaci, 1643 nucleotides long. RefSeq lists its product as hypothetical. NCBI's taxonomy places the organism in Eukaryota, Oomycota, Saprolegniomycetes, Saprolegniales, Verrucalvaceae. The record is from RefSeq and is a predicted model, not a curated record. The transcript has 6 exons. Bases 67 to 1539 code for a protein of 490 amino acids. Gene Ontology annotation, molecular function: calcium ion binding.
AUUUAGAAGAGCAACCAAAGAUCGCACAUUUUACGGUUUCACUUGUCAUCGUCGAAGAACAUCUACAUGGCGGCGACGGACGCGCGGCAACACCGCAUGCUCACGCGAGACUGCCCUGAGGAAGGCGACCUAGAGCCUUAUGGCUUUGCAACGGAAGACACGUCGGCGGCGUAUGCGUACUCGGAAGCCUUCGUCAAGACGCUCGACUCUGCCAUCCGUGCCAAUUUUGGCACAGACUUGUGGCACGAUAUCUUGGCCUCCCAAAACGUCCCCAAGCAUGCCACGGCGUGGUCCACCCACGGGUGGGGCGACGCACUCAACACCGGUGGGUACUUCACAGGAGACCCAUCCUUUCUCACGUCGAUCGUGCGCUCCAACCAAGAUGAGACCCCGGCCCGUCAUAGUGCACACAGCACAGCCGACAGCAGCAUCGAGGGUGAACCUUGCAUUCACCACGAGGACUUGGAAGGUUUGUCGCCUUCAACUGAAUCCAGCGAACCCGACGCCGAAAGCGCCGAACUGGACGUUUCCAAUGCUCCUGAAGACUUCGACAAGGAUUCAGCUACACACAACGUCAUGCCGCUGGAUGCGAUGCUCAAGGUCAUGCGGUUGGCUCAAACUAUCCAACGUGCCGCCCGACGAUUCAAGUCCCUUCUGCUGCAAUCCAACCGCCCCCAUCCACUGUACAUUCACUUGCUUCAUGGCGACAACCUUCGCGCCGCGGACUGGAACGGAUCUAGCGACCCGUACGUGAUCGUGAGUGUCCUCGAGUCCACCAAGCCUCCACACCUCGACAACAUUGCAGCAGUUCAGACCACGAAGAGCGAUAUUGCGUACAAGACGCUGCAUCCGCAGUGGGAUCAGCGCCUCUUACUGCCCGCGGUGGCCCCGACCUCGACGCUCUGCCUCACCGUCGUCGACUACGAUUUUGGCUCGAGCCCCGACUUUUUGGGACAAGUGAUGGUGCCAUUGCAAUCUGUGACAUCGGUCACGAAAAUCAACCUGGGGCCGUUGAUGUACACCCCCCGAAACCCCGACGGAUCACGCAUGAGCUUGGGCGACAAGGCCAAACCGGGCCAGGGCUCGAUCACGUUUGCACUCGAACGAUGUGCGCAUGUGGUGCUCGUAACGGAUUUGGACGUGAUGAUGCCGCCACCGCCGCCGCCUUGUUCCGCUUCAAAGAAAUGGGCGACUCUGUUCCAGGCAAGUAAUAAUCCUGCGACGUUUCACUCGAUGUGUGUGACACUGUUGGCCGAAUCCGUGGUGCUGUACACCCCCCACGACAAGGCGAUGUGUAAACCCACGACCACGAUCCCACUGGCGACGAUAUCGCAGAUGCUGGAUGAUGGAGAUACAUGGACGUUGCAGGUCCAGGACGGAACUGUGUGGAAGUUUCGCGUCGGUUUGAGCGAGCGCCGACGGGACGACUGGCACGACCGAUGGCUCAAGGCGCUAUGCCGCACCACCAAGCGACCCGUGCUAGUGCAAACCAGCCCGAACCAAUUUCAGAUCAAGUUGCAACCGGUGCUCGUGGCAUAAAUAAGAUGAAGAAUGGAGCUACUAUCGUUCGAUUCAUAAUACUAGGUGAAUAAUACCUAUAGUAGUAGGAAUAGGAAUAUAGGAUGUAUAUAUAUCGACCGCGG